AUGCCUCCCGCCAACGCCAACGCCAACGCCACGCCGCCUAGGGCCGGCGGCUCUCCGCCGGACACCGCCGUCGCGCCGCUCGGCCUAGGGUUUCUGCCACCUGAAGCUCAAGCUGCUUCGCCGCCGCCGUCAAGUCCGUCAGGGAAGCCUCGUCACGGAUCCGAGCUCCUCGUUCAAGACACGGAGGAUGAUCCGAGGACGCCCGGGAGUGCAGAGUUUUUCUUGAGGGAACCUCCCAAGAGUCCAGACAGCAACACCACUUUGGCACAUACAACAUUCACCUAUGAACAGCACCUUCAGCUGAGAGCACAAUUAUGUGUUCGCAGUGAUCUUUGCAUUGGAAAACCAUCUGCAGAGCAUACCAUGGUUCAUGCUUUUGGAGAACCUGUUGAGCGUCAGAAACAGCUACCAGUGCCUGGCUACGACACACCGCCUAGCAGCUCCCUCAUCGGUAGUUGCACAGGUGAACAAGGCAGUAAGGAUACUGCUGUGGAAAAGAGAACCGUUUCAGAACAAGGUGACGCUGGUGAUAAAGAAACUCAAGUUCUGGAUGUUGGAAAUGUCAGUAUCCUUCCACCGAAGAACACCACCAACCAUACUGAAAUACUUGAACAAAAGAAUGGUCAUGAGGAUCAUCUAGCAAUCAGUUUCGCUGAACAAGUUGAUCAAUCGCUAUCUGAUGAUGGCAGCAACUUAAAAAAGAAUGCAGUCUGUGCUGAGCAGACUUUUCUAGAGUCUUAUUGCUCUUUACCCAAGCAUAAUCCCAGAAAGAACAUUACCAAAAUUCAAGAAUCUUGUUACAGUGGCACCAAAUCUGUUCCAAAAUCUCCUCGUGAUUUUCAGGAAUCCAGUAGCUCUCGCUUUGGUAGCUGCAUAGCUGAACAAAGUACCGUUGUUGAUAAGACCUCCAUUUUGGAACAACACAGCAGUGACGGUUGUCAGCAGGUGAGUCAAGGUACUGAUUCUGGAAAUGACAGAAACCAUCUGGCUGAUAGCACUAUCGACAAAGAUGAUCAAGUGAUAUCUGAUGAUGUCAACAACCUGGAACAGAAUACUGAUUCUGGAAGUGACAGGAACCAUCUGGCUGAUAGCACUAUCGACAAAGAUGAUCAAGUGAUAUCUGAUGAUGUCAACAACCUGGAACAGAAUACAUUAUGUGGUGGAAAACAGAGUUUGCUAGACUCGUGUUAUCAAUGUGGUAAACAUGGACACCUUAUGAAAUGUCGCAGCUGCCCCAUAGCUGCUCAUGUUAGCUGUUUUGGACCUUUUGUUUCAUCAGUGAGAUUCAAUGAUGGCCAGUUUUAUUGCCCUCUUUGCUUCUGUUUCAAAGCCACUGAAGCUCACAAAAAGGCUGAGAAAACAUUAUGUGUAGCUAAGAAGCACUUGCAUGCUUUCCUUCUGAAAAAGCAAUUUGCAAAGCAACACUGUGAGCAAUCUACUAAAAAUCAGCAACUUCCUUGUGAAGGUGAAGAGCCUCGUCAUGAGAAAAGAAGCGAUGCUAGUGUUGCUUGUCCUGGGCGCAACUAUGAUCCUUGUACGCUGGCUAGAACUAGAAACCCCCUUGCACCAAGAAGGAACUCCUUCGUAACGACUGCCAGGCGCACGCCGCUCCGUUGGACGGGAGAAGAAGAGGCGGCUUUAAGGGAAGCGGUUGCCCUGUUUGCGCCGAAAGGGAAGGGGCUGAUCUCUUGGGUUCAGAUCCGGGAACAUGGCAAGGACGUGUUCCACCCCGCACGUAUACCGAAGGAUCUGAGCCGGAAGUGGAAGUACAUCAAGAGCAAAAGCGAAGCUUCGGAACGUUGCGGGGGCUUUCAAGAUUUAGGGUUUAGACAUUAGGGUUAA
Molecule: messenger RNA, 1842 nt
Organism: Lolium perenne
Lineage: Eukaryota; Viridiplantae; Streptophyta; Magnoliopsida; Poales; Poaceae
Source: RefSeq, a predicted model, not a curated record